Trichomonas vaginalis G3 is the source of this 1026-nucleotide messenger RNA. RefSeq lists its product as uncharacterized. The annotation marks the transcript as partial. The record is from RefSeq and is a predicted model, not a curated record. NCBI's taxonomy places the organism in Eukaryota, Parabasalia, Trichomonadida, Trichomonadidae. The transcript has a single exon.
AUGGGUGUACUUGCUGCAAUUCAAGACGGAAAUAAGAAAGGAUACAAUCUCAGACUAACCGUAACAGAUUUGGAUGGUCAUAUUUACUAUGCACAUGGCAAUGUCACAACAGCCGCACAACUUCUUGACGCUUUCAAGACUACAAAGAGAGAACAAAUGUUUGACUCCGACUCAGAUAUUUUGAAUGCAAUUGAAGGAAUUGCAAGCGUGAAGUUUGAAUGGUACCAACCUAACCCUCAAGCAGUCAGACAACAUGCUGGAUACUUCCCGUUCAGAAAUAAGUCUGACAUUAACCUGACAAGGUAUGGAAUUUACAAUUCAAUUGAAACAAUUGUCAAUGAACCUUGUAUUCUUACAUGUCUCAGGAACUCUGGUCUUGUUACAGAUGAGAAAAUGAAGUAUCUUGAGUCAUGUGUGAAAACAAGGUACAUGCUCAGAGGUCAAUUGUCAAAAAUUGCACCGUUGGCAAAUGUCAAUAUCCGAGUCAACAUACCUACAGCUAAAGGUUCUUCACAUGACGACUAUGUUGUUGACAAAGACUUACCAUGGUUGAAGAUUGUAAUUGUCCACAACCACUUCAUGUUGAACGAAAGUCUUACAAACCCAUUGUUCGGAAAAGGCAAGUGCAACAUUGUCAGAGCUGUUAACAUUCUUUUCGAGAAAGGUUUGUUGGAACCAAUUCCAGAUGACAAGCUGACAGAAACUUUUGUACCAAAAGACGAAACAAACUUUUCAUUGUUAGCAAGACCAAAAGUUGUUCCAGACAAAGUUAUAGCACAAAAGAAGUACACAGUUCCAAAAGGAGUUGGAUUGUUCGGAUACCAACCUGAACCAGAAGAACUUCCAAUGAGGUUGCAAGAACUUCAAGAUGCUAUAAACAAACUUCCAUUGAGACAUCCAAUCGACGUCAAAUUGUAUUGGAGAGCAUCUGAGUUAGGUCAGAAGGUUUUAUAUGAAACAGGUUGCUUCGACGAUGUUUAUGAGAUAACAGGAGAAGUUUCUCAGAAGAUAAGAGACUCACUUGAA